Fomitopsis serialis is the source of this 1449-nucleotide messenger RNA. RefSeq lists its product as uncharacterized. Lineage: Eukaryota; Fungi; Basidiomycota; Agaricomycetes; Polyporales; Fomitopsidaceae. The transcript is spliced from 7 exons. Bases 1 to 1449 code for a protein of 482 amino acids. The record is from RefSeq and is a predicted model, not a curated record.
AUGUUUACUAAUGUGUGUGCCAACCGUGCUGCUAACCUCAACCCGUCGGGAAACUCGCAGGAGGAUCAGGUCAACGUAGCGUCGGAGCGACCGUUCUUGCCAGAGACGCACGACUUGCAACAACCGUUGCAGCGGCACGAGGAGGACAUUGUCGCCGAGCAUGGGUCGUAUAACUUCCCUGAGAACGCUGACCGCAGUGCAGUUCCGAGUGAUAUAGCACCAGAGCCCCCCUAUCUCGAUCAAGCAGGGUACGGGGGCCAUGCAUACAGUGCACCGUCUGCGGCCGCACUGUCUUUUGAGCAGGCUUUUGCCGCCGUGGCUUCACCUUCUUAUGAGCUGGAUGCCAACAUCGUGAUACCUUCAUCGCAGCCGUACUAUGGCACAGGUGCACCGGCUUCCUCUCAGUCCUAUGGCAUGCUGGCAUCCUCGCAGUCCUAUGGCAUGCCGGAUUCAUCACAGAGCUAUGGCGUGCCAGCCUCGAGCUCAUUGCAGCCCUAUGACACGCCGGGCUUACCGUCCGAAUCAAUGCAGUCCCAUGGGCAGCCAGCUUAUGAUGUGGCCGCAAUGCCCUUAUCGCAGCCCUAUGGUGCCGGUGUUGGUGCACUGGCAUCUUCAUCGCAGACUCAUGCCGCAUCUGCGCCGUCUUCGUCUCUCCAGGUCGCGGCAACACCUUCCUUCCACGACGCUGAGUAUCAUAAUCCAUCGCAGAUAGCCUACCCAAAUGCCCCGCAGUGGGCAUUUGGGCUGUUGGCCAAGACCGACGGCCCCUCCGAGCUACUGGUCUGGGAGUCGGGCACCCUUACAAUCUGGGCCUCCCUGUACCACCACUGGUCGAAUAACACGGUGCCCAAGCCUAACGCUAUCCAGCAUCCUCCGCCACUUCUCCUAGAGAAGCUAGAGCCUGAUGAGAUCAGUGUUUGCCGCCAACUGUAUGCAGAGGCUGCAAGGCCUCUUAUUGAGGAGUGGAUCGUGCUCAUGGACACAUUCCCAACCGCUGGGGACCUGCAAAGCAAGAUCACCAGCAUCAUCAGGCUCAUCCAUGACCGCCAGCUCGACGUAGCCAAGUACGGCAACAACAAGAGGCGCUAUCAGGUGCUAGCUGACAAGAAAUUGGAAGCGAAGGUGAGCUUCAAAACAAUUCAAAGAAUAUUCUCACAUCAAUUCGUUAUAGAUCAAGGAAUAUCCUGGAGCUCUCCAGGCUUGUUCAAGCAGGCCGCGGUGGCCUUUGUCCCGAUACUUGUCACUGGGCUAGCACCUCAUGGUAUGUACUCGCUCGCUACUGAUGAUGAUGACGACUUCAAUAUGGAUGUUGAGCAACUUGGCGAGGAGAGGAGACAGUUAGUUGAGAGGUACCUUAGUGGUACUGUACCUGCAUUGGAGUUGUUACACGUCAAGGAUUCUACGGGCACUGUCAUUGGGCCCUUCGAAAAGGACCUACUCUUGCCGUGA